Molecule: messenger RNA, 1276 nt
Organism: Panicum virgatum (switchgrass)
Lineage: Eukaryota; Viridiplantae; Streptophyta; Magnoliopsida; Poales; Poaceae
Exons: 6
Coding region: 546-878 (110 amino acids)
Source: RefSeq, a predicted model, not a curated record
GUCACGCGGGCUAUUCGCCCUCGGAUCGGACUAGUGUAGGAGUAGGAGACCGGCUCCCUGCUCGCCUCUUCCCCUCCUCCGGCCAAGUUUCGACUCAACCAAACCCUAAUCACCACGAACACGAAUACGGAGAGAGCAAAAAUCGUCACCGGCAACCGGGAGGGAUGAAUUCUCAGUCUUCCCCCGUGGUUCUGCUUCACCUCCGCCGGUUGGAUCACUUCCUCAAGCGCCAGGGCCUCCACAGCAUCGCCCAUACGCUCGAGAGGGAGUCCAUGGUGUACUUCGACGCCGCGCAUCUGCAGAAGCUGGUGAAGAUGGGCGGUGGGAUGCCGCCGGAACUUACCUGAAGGGAUUCUCACCCCUCUGGGAGGGGGAGGGCUCAUCCCAGCACUACACCUCCGUCUUGCACAACAUGCUGCACCACUUUCCUCGCCUGCUGCGGUGAGUAAGGUGGCCGCGCCGCCAGCUCGCUUUUCUGCUCCAGUGAUGAUGCCUUCCGCAAAAAGUUCCCCGAGAUUGCGAAGCGCAACGACCUGUAUCGCUCCAUGGCCUCUGCACAAGCCAGGGCAUCCGUGAACUGGGAGGACAUAAAGCUCAGAACCUUGGAGAAACUGCAGGAGUUGCUUCAUUUUCAUCCUGACGUCACAUGCAGCUUACGAAUGCGAGAGCUGCAGUGCACACCCACGGCAUCAGAAAUAACCCCCCUUGGGCUUCCCUCCAGUCAGCAAACAAAUCAGCCCGGUGACUCAGGUAUGAAGCAUUCAAGACCUUGUGAUGCACAUUUUCCCGAAAGUUUUGAGCAAGCUUUUGAUUCACAAAAGGGUGCAAAGAGGCUACGGACAACUGGAGAGUUCGCUGAUGAAGUAAGUCGUAUCUGAUAGCUGCAUGUGUAAUUUCGAAAACCUCGAAUGGAAAGGGAUGAUGCAUUCGUCUUCUAUCUGUAGUUCUAUGGUUUCUACACUUAAUAUUUUUUACUGGUGGGAAACCUGCUCUUUUCUUAAUCAAUCUGUGUGUUCAUCGUAGAAUUAUACAAGAGUUCUAAUUUGGAUUUGCCAGCAGGCACCAUCAUUUGUAAUUGAAACUUUCGACAAGAGUUCUAAUUUGGACUUGCCAGCAGGCACAUCAUUUGUAAUUGACAAGUGUUCUAAUUUGGACUUGCCAGCAGGCACCAUCAUUUGUAAUUGAAACUUUCGACAAGAGUUCUAAUUUGGACUUGCCAGCAGGCACCAUCAUUUGUAAUUGAAACUUUCGAUAAUAAUAGGAUACUGCUAUAUGA